Messenger RNA from Candidula unifasciata, 1986 nucleotides. The record is from the annotation of a GenBank genome assembly. Lineage: Eukaryota; Metazoa; Mollusca; Gastropoda; Stylommatophora; Geomitridae.
AUGCCAGACCAGACAGUCCAUGAAGGAGAGCAACAGCCAGAGAAUGAUAAGAUAGCACGAGCUAUUCACCAGUUGCAGCUGAGAACAAAGAGCACAGAUAAUGAGCUGAAGUCCUUGAAACAAAAACAGGAGUCAUUUAUCCUUAGCUUCAGUGACAGCCAGCGCAUUAAUGGCAUGAGACAACAGUUGAGACAGACCAUGAACAGUGAGUCGCCAGAGUUUAAACAGAAGGAAAACCAGCUGAAAAAUGAGAAGGAACAGAUAGAACAAAAGUUGGCAAUCCUGGCAAAUGAGCUUCUGAAUCUGAGAAUUGAGCUGUCCAGGAAGUAUGAGCAAACAAUCAGUGGUCUGCAAGAGCUACAGAAGGAAGUCUUGGACAAUGAGCUCCUGUCUUGGAAGAGGCAACAGCAGCUUGCAGGCAAUGGCCCCAUCAUGAGCAACUCUAGUCUGACAACCCUGCAACAGUGGUGUGACACUCUGGCCGACAUGAUCUGGCAGAACCGCCAGCAGGUGAAGAAGCUGGCACAGCUACAGCAGCAGCUGCCUAUCAAGGACCCCGAAGGCAGGGAGCAGCCCCUGCCCCGACUGAAUGAUGCCAUCACCAAUUUGCUAUCAUCUCUGGUUACCAGUACAUUUGUGGUGGAGCAGCAACCGCCGCAAGUGCUGAAGAAAGAUUCCAGGUUUAGCGCAGCUGUCAGUUUGUUGGUGGGAGGGAGACUCAAUGUUCACAUGAACCCACCACAGGUCAAGGUCACCAUUAUCAGUGAGCACCAGGCCAACGAUUUGUUGAAGCCAAAAAGUGACUUCAAGACAAAAGACUGUUCUAGUGGAGAAAUUCUCAACAACACUGGAACCAUGGAAUAUCAGGCCAACAGUGGCCAUCUUGGCAUCACCUUCCGGAAUAUGCAACUGAAAAAGAUCAAGAGAGCUGACAAGAAAGGCUCGGAGUCUGUGACGGAAGAGAAGUUCUGCUUGUUGUUCCAGUCAGAAUUCAGUCUCGGAGGCAACGAGUUAGUCUUUCAGGUUUGGACAUUGUCCCUGCCAGUUGUGGUAACCGUCCAUGGUAACCAGGAAUGUAAUGCCACUGCCACAGUUCUCUGGGACAAUGCUUUUGCUGAACCGGAGCGCUUGCCCUUUGCGGUGCCUGAUAAAGUGGAGUGGAAUUUUCUAGCUGACCAACUGAACCUCAAGUUUUCCUACAGUACCGGCAGAGGUUUAAACCAAGCCAGCCUGACUUACCUGGCAUCAAAACUGUUUGGAAAUAAUGAUCCUUCCACCUGCAAGAUUUCUUGGGCUCAGUUCAAUAAGGAUACCCUAUCAAACAGGUCAUUCACCUUCUGGGAAUGGUUCUACGCAAUCCUUAAACUGACCAAGGAACAUUUGAAGGAUUUAUGGAUGGAUGACGCCAUCAUGGGUUUCGUCGGCAAGAAUGAGGCACAGAGUCUGCUCAGUGGACAACCUUACGGCACUUUCUUGUUGCGCUUCAGCGACUCUGAAAUUGGUGGUAUCACCAUUGCUUGGACAGGUGAAAAGGAUGUUCUCAACCUGGCUCCUUUCACUGCCAAAGACUUCAACAUCCGAGGAUUAGCUGACAGAAUCCGGGACUUGAACUCUCUGGUCAGUUUGUAUCCAAACAGAGGCAAAGACCUGGUCUUCUCCAAAUACUACACACCAGCUGAUGAAAAAAUGGAUCCCAGAGGUUAUGUCUGCCCUGUAUUGAAGACAACAAUUCCUAAGCAGUUUAACAGUCCAGGUGAUGUUGAAAUAAAACAGCCAUUCUCCCAAGAGUAUGUGUAUGACAGCAACCUCAACUCUGUACAGAGUAUGGAAGAGAUACCGUUCAUGUAUUCGACUGAGUCACCGGAGGAAUUUGUUGACAUGGAUGACUGUUUGAACAUGCUCACUGAUUACAUGCCCAACGACAUUGACGAAGUCAAUGAUAUUAAUAUUGAACAGCUGAUUGAAAGCCAUAAUUGUACUGGCUAG